AUGCGUGUAAUCACUUCUCCUUCAGCCAUCGUUCCAGACCCACCCAAUACACCUUCCACGCCUUCGUCAUCUCCUCCACCUGUGUCAAACAACCCAAUCCAGUCGCCUCCUUUUGCUCCUCCCUCUAAUCCACCCGAUCUUCCAGAUUUUGCUCCGCCUGUUCAACCGGGCGAUCCUCUUGCACACCAACCGGAUGUUCAGCCGGACGAUCCAGUCAUUCCCGAUUCUCUUCCUUUUGUUCCCGUUCAGCCUCUUCGUCGUUCUCAACGCUCUCGAGAACCCAACGUCCGCCUCAAGGACUACGUUUGCUCGCAGGUGAUGCUGCCUCCACACCAAUUGUCCUCGGCCUCGUCUCCAAUCCAGUCGCCUCCUUUUGCUCCUCCCUCUAAUCCACCCGAUCUUCCAGAUUUUGCUCCGCCUGUUCAACCGGGCGAUCCUCUUGCACACCAACCGGAUGUUCAGCCGGACGAUCCAGUCAUUCCCGAUUCUCUUCCUCUUGUUCCCGUUCAGCCUCUUCGUCGUUCUCAACGCUCUCGAGAACCCAACGUCCGCCUCAAGGACUACGUUUGCUCGUAG
Messenger RNA from Rosa rugosa (rugosa rose), 576 nucleotides. RefSeq names its product proline-rich extensin-like protein EPR1. Bases 1 to 576 code for a protein of 191 amino acids. The record is from RefSeq and is a predicted model, not a curated record. The transcript has a single exon. Lineage: Eukaryota; Viridiplantae; Streptophyta; Magnoliopsida; Rosales; Rosaceae.